GACUCAUCGUAUCGUAACAGUUAACAAAUAUGAUACUUUGUGUUUCUUAAGAACACAUUUAAGCUGAAGAUAGGAUGAUAUAUUUAAUGUGAAUAAAGACUAAUAUUUCUACUUAGUUGAUAGCACCUGUAAGGCCUCAUAGUGCCGCUGUUCUUGAUUUGUAGGUCACGUUACUACGUGAAGAUGAAUGUUAGGAAUGCUAGACCAACCGACUUGCUUAACAUGAGAGAUUGCAAUCUAGAUUGCUUGCCGGAAAACUAUCAAAUGAAGUACUAUUUUUAUCAUGGUUUAUCUUGGCCACAAUUAUCAUAUGUAGCAGAAACAGAUAGUGGGGAGAUUGUGGGCUAUGUCUUGGCAAAAAUGGAAGAAGAUCCAGAAGACGUCCCUUAUGGACAUAUUACUUCUUUGGCAGUCAAACGGCCAUAUCGGCGAUUAGGGAUUGCUCAAACGCUGAUGAAUCUGGCAUCAAGAGCUAUGGUAGAAAAUUUUCACGCUAGAUAUGUCUCUCUUCACGUUCGGAAGAGUAAUAGGGCUGCACUUACUCUCUACAAAAAAACUCUACACUUUGUAGUAUCAGAUAUAGAACCUAAAUAUUACGCCGAUGGUGAGGAUGCCUACGCUAUGAAAAGGGACCUUAAGACAUUAUGGGACAAGUAUGGGCCUUCAGAUGUUCCUUUCAAAGAAUCGAAAAGCAAAAAUACUCAAUAAAUAUAUCACAAUACUUUCUUCUAAUUGCUAGUUCUUAUCAUCUUUUGGCUUAUGCGGUUUCAUUCAAGCGAUUGGUCACUGGUCGACAAAACUGCUGUUCAUAAAAAUAUAUAAGAAUAUAUGGGUUUUUCAAAAACCUCAAACAUGGAAAUUUGAUGACAUUGUUUAGUUAUAGAUUAUUGUAAUUGUAAGGCCAUAAAUGUAUUGCAUGGCUUUAAUAGUUUGAGUUUAUGUAGUAUAUCGCCAACUUGGAUAACUUUACUUGUCCGAGCUAUCUUAAAUUUUUUCCAGCAUAAUAAACUAACACAGUAUCUAUAACGGCGAGACUAUAAUUUAUGGACAAACCAGUCAAAUUUAGGAUGAUAGGUCUUGGAUUUCGGUGUGAGAUUCAUUCAUCCAAUUGUCUAAAUAGUGUCCUGUCAUUUUAGCUGAUAUCAAAUGUAAAUCAUAAUUCUUACUUUUCAUACUGCUUUAUAACCAUCAUUUGGCCCUAGUAAGUGGACAUUCCCAAAGUCACUUUAGCGUCGUUCAAUGUCGUCCAUAAAUUAUAGCUUCACUUCUAUGACUACUUAAAAGUGUUCUCAAUUUAGAUAGUAGCUGGAGGUUUAAGUGAGAUUUUGUAGUGGUUCUACAAGUUUUGAAUUGUAGUGUGAC
Molecule: messenger RNA, 1362 nt
Organism: Schistosoma guineensis
Lineage: Eukaryota; Metazoa; Platyhelminthes; Trematoda; Strigeidida; Schistosomatidae
Source: the annotation of a GenBank genome assembly